AUGUCGGAUGAUAUUUCUUAUGAAGAACAUGUACAAAAGAAUAAUCAACGAUUAAUUUCCAUUAGAAAUUCGCUAUCUGAUGUGAUUUCGUUUCAUUCUGCAUGUACAGAAUUAACCCAAUGGUGCAGUGAUCAACGUGCUUUCUCAAACUAUUUUGAAGAUAAUCUUAUGUUGGCUUUACAAGUGGCAGCUGAAAAUGGUGCAAAGGAAGGAUUUGAUUUUACUUUAGCUCAUCAACUCAUAACAACUUGUUUUUCUCAUCGGAAGUUGUUAAGCAAAAUAAGUGCAAGUCGCAUCAAUAGAUGGUAUGAACAGUUUCGACGAAUGAAGAAAACUGGUGGACGAAAGAAGAAACGAGGUGAAGCUGCUGUUGUUCCUUCAGCAUCUUCAUCAUCGUCAUCAUCCAUUCCUCCAACGUAUCAGGCAGACCAACCAAAUAUGGAUAAUUCAAUGGAUAACAAUGGUAGUAUGUGGAACCAGGGCGGCCCAAUGGCUGGUCCAUCGCCAAUGCAAAGUCCUGCUUUUGGUCCUGGUCCUUCAGGACCUAUGGUUCCCAUGCAUGGAUAUGGAAUGCAACCAUCUGCUUAUCCACCCAUGGAUCCAAGCGGAAAUCGACCUUACCCUCCUGGUCCAGAUCCCAAUGGAAUGUACGAUCCAACUCAAAUGCAUAUGAUGCAUCAGAGACAACAACAUCAUCAGGCAAUAAUGCAACAUCAGCCUCUUUCUCAACUUCCUCAGCCUGCACAACAAAUGAUGCCCCAGCCUCAGCUUUCGCAGCCACCGCAACCUCCUGUAACGACAAAAAAGAAGACAUCUGCAGCUAAGCGAAGAGCCGCUGCUGCCGCUGUUGCUGCAGCAAAUGAGACAGCAACACAACAACAAAUGAUGGGUGGAGGCAUGCCUCCAAUGCCUCAAGGGCCAGGUGGCUAUGAUCCCAUGUUCUCUGUUCCGAUGGGAGCCAAUAGUGUUCCUGGUCAGGUUCAGCCGCUCAUGCGUGUCCAACCUGGAAUGCCAUCUCCAGCAUAUCCCGGUGUCCCAGGGCCAAUGAUGGGACCUCCAAGAGGUCAUAUGAUGCCCAUGACAUCUCCCGGAUACCCACAGGGUAACACGCAGAUGAUUCGUGCUGGCCCUCCUCAACUGUUUGGCCAAAUGCAACAGCCUAUUCAACAGCAACAAGUUAUUUCAUGUUUGAACCCAAAUAUGAGUUUCCCAAUAACGUUUGUUUGUCGAGCCGUCGAGGAAAUACUGGCCCCAUUCUGUCUUCCUCACGAUAAGAACAUCUGUCACGAAUUCUUCGAUAUAUCGCCUGAAACGAUGAAAAAGCUUCAAGGAGCAUCUAUGGAAUUGCAGUUGAAAUGCUGUUUGAAAGAUGAUACUAAGAAACAGGCCCCAUCAUGGCCUCUUAGCAAAUCUGGAGCCAUGGAACCAACUGUCGCUAUUCGUUUGAAUGAAACUCCAAUUCAAAUUACUUCUAUGAAUCAGACGAUUCCACUGAAGAAUCUUGUGAAACUUGGAAGAAAUUUGAUUGAAUUCCAAUCUUUCCAAUGCAUUUGCAGUCACUGUUUCUCUAUUCGGGUUGUAGCUCAAAUUCCUUUGAAUAGCGUCGUUGAGAAUUCGUUGACAAAAGCCAAUCGAGCUGGAUACAAUGCAGAUUUUUUCAAACGAAAACUUAUGCAAUCAAUGAGUCCAGCUGGAGUUAACAUUUCAUUGGUUUUUGACCGCAAACGAAUGGCUAUUCCAGCAAGAUUCGCAAAUUGUAGUCAUACAGCUUGCUUCGAUUUGCAUCAUCUUCUUCAAAGUCAAGCAGAAUGCUUCCAAUUGGAAUGUCCUAUCUGCAGUCUUAAUGGAACUUAUGAGGAUAUUGAAGUCGAUCAUUACAUAGGACAAGUUAUUCGUGAGACAAACAGCAUGAAACCUCAACCAAGCGAUAUUUGUUUGCAUCCAAAUGGAGCAUAUAGGGCAGUAGGUCCUCCACAAGAUCUUACUACUCCAAUGGGCAAUCCCAAUGAGAUGAACAUGAAUAAUCGUAAACGGCCAAAUGAUGAUCAUGCUGGAGGAACAGUCUUGAAACGAAAUAAAAGUGAAUCGUUUCAUCAUAUGAUGAAACAAGAUGUUCCACCAACAUCAUCUCCGUAUGGAAAUGCUAAUUCGGUUCCAGUCGGUCCUCCAAUGGGAACAAGUCCUAACAGUCUGUUAAGCCCUUUUGGACCUAAUGCAAGUGGCUACAGUCCAGUUAAGCCUGUUACAUCUCCUAUGACAGCAAAGUUUAUGGGAGGACCAGGUACACCAUUAACACCUGGUAAUGGUCUUAUGGAACAAAAGCCUGCAAUGAUCUCAAAUGAAGCUCAAUUACAUGGAAAUAGUCCACAUCAGUCACAAAUUCAGCAACAUGGGAGCGUGGAAACCCCAUCAUUAACCGGCUCUGCUCCUUAUACGCCAGCUUCGCAGUCGAACGGAACUAAUCCGGUUUGUUCAGCUCCAGAACAGCACUGUGCCAAUGUGAUGUCUCUUGCACCUGCUAGUCUUGAUAUCGAUGUUGUAGAUGGUCUAAUUAGUACGCAAAUCAUUUCGACAGACGAUUUCCGCAAAUAUUUAUGUGAUGGAGAUUCCUCGUUUGUAGAUGUGCCAGAAAUGAAAGAAGCUUCCGGUUAUGGCUGGUCCAAUGAUACCUGGGAUGAUUUUAAGCAAUUAGUCAGCGAUGGCAGAAUAUAA
Auanema sp. JU1783 is the source of this 2712-nucleotide messenger RNA. NCBI's taxonomy places the organism in Eukaryota, Metazoa, Nematoda, Chromadorea, Rhabditida, Rhabditidae. The record is from the annotation of a GenBank genome assembly.